Messenger RNA from Closterium sp. Yama58-4, 2259 nucleotides. NCBI's taxonomy places the organism in Eukaryota, Viridiplantae, Streptophyta, Zygnematophyceae, Desmidiales, Closteriaceae. The record is from the annotation of a GenBank genome assembly.
AUGACCAGCGGUCCCAGCAACGAGAAUCCUCGCCAGGAGCGCGAGCACCUGCUACCGACGCAGCAGCCGGCCCAGCAGCGCGGUCGGAAGCGAGCGCCGCUGGUGGAAGUGACGAACCUGGCGGUCGUGGGGGGCAGAGCACGCGCCACAGCCAAGCGCGCUGCCCUGAGGCCUCAUCUCGCUGGCUCGGCGGCAAAGCAGCGAGCAGCGGCACUAGCAUCGGCGGCGAGGGACCGCCUGUUGGGCCGUAGGCGCUCCCUUGGGUCUUCCCUGGUGUCAACCCGGCGUGCAUCGCCGCGGGACAGACGGAGUCAGGCAGGACGGCAGCAUCGACUGGCGCAGAAGCAGCAGGGGCAGCACAAGGCGCAGCAGCGCGUGCGGGGAAGCCGGUCACAGCAGCGGAUCGAGGCGCGGCAAGGCGCGUCGUCCGCGCAGCUUACUACUUCCUCGCAGCCUCUCUCGGGGGUCACCACUCUGAGACUACCCCUUACGACGCCGUGCGAUGACGACGACAAGGCGCAGCUACCAUGCGAAUCGGUCGCAGCACUCCCUGCGAUGCCGUGCGAGAGAGCCGCGGGUGCCGCGAGCGAAGCGGGCGUGGCGAGCUGCAGGAGCGACAGCGAAAGCAGCAGCAGCAACGGCGGCGGUGGCGGCGGUGGCUCGUCCAUCGGCCGUGCUCACGACGUGGUGGGCAGCGAGCGCGGCAGCAGCGCCCGCGCGGACGACGGCAGCCGGUCGUUCAGUGGCAGGAAAAGGCCCGCGGGGGAAGGCGCGUCACCAGCGGAGCGGGCGGCGGACGAGGCGCACAUCUGCCGAGAGCGGGCGCGCGGAGAGCCGUCGUGCGUGCAGGCGGAGGCGGAUACUGGCGGUAACGUUGCGAGAGGCGAGGAAGAGCAUCGUGGGGAUGCGAGUCGCGGCAAGGCGAUGGUUGUCGAGGAUGCGUUGACGACGACGAGAGGCGCGGCGUCUGCUGCGAGCCACGGCGCCUCCGACCUCACCCAGCAACCCGUGCGAGAGCCUCAAGGCGUCCGGGGGGCGUCACCAUCAGCCGCUGCGCUACCCAGCACCAGCACUGCCGUCCCAGCGCCCCUCCCCGCCGUUUUGCCGGGGGAAGCCGCCUCGUUGCCGCAGCAGGCGGGCAGGGCGGUCGCGGGGAGGGCGGGGCGGGGGGCGACGGUGCGGGACAUCGACUCGUCGCCGGAUCCGCAGCUGUGCGGGCGAUACGUGGCGGACAUCUACGGCCACCUCCGCGCCGCCGAGGUACGCCACUGCCGCGCGCUGUGGCGAUUGCGCGGGGGGCGUGAUGUGGGGGAAGGGUGCAUGGGGAAAUGGAAGGGGGGAGAUGGUGGGAUGCGAAGUGGGCAUCUCUUGGUCUCCUACCUUACUAAACCCGUAUUACUGUGCCUCUCGCCCCCUGUUCGUGUCCCCCCAAUCUCGCUCCCUCCGCCCCUCCGCCGUGGCCCCCCCGUGCGCACGGUGCAGCAGCGCAGCCAGCCGCGCGCGGACUACAUGGAGAAGGUGCAGAGGGACGUGAACAGCGGCAUGCGCACCAUCCUCGUCGACUGGCUCGUUGAGGUGGCGGAGGAGUACAAGCUCGUGCCGGAUACGCUCUACCUCACGUGCGCCUACCUGGACAGCUUCCUCUCCGCCCACACUGUGCCGCGCAGCCAGCUGCAGCUGCUCGGCAUCUCCUGCAUGCUCAUCGCCUCCAAGUUUGAGGAGAUCUACGCACCACAGGUGGACGAGUUCUGCUACAUCACGGACAACACCUACACCCGCCAUGAGGUGCUGCAGAUGGAGAGCCGGGUGCUGAAUCAUCUGGCGUUCGACCUCAGCAAGCCCACCACCAAGAGCUUCCUCAGAAGGUACAUUCGAGUCGCCCAAGCCAGCCUCAAGGACCCCUCGCUCAAGCUGGAGUUUCUGAGCAAUUUCUUCUCCGAGCUGGCUCUCACAGACUACUCGUGCCUGCGCUUCAAGCCCUCGUGCCUUGCUGCCUCUGCCGUCCUCCUCGCCAAGCUCACUCUCUUCCCCACCCUCCCUCCCUGGACGGCUGCUCUGGCGGCUUGUUCGGGGUAUGCGUGUGCUGACCUGCGGGAGUGUGUAGCUUGCCUGCAUGCACUGCACUCCUCCAACGGCCGUGCGCCGCCCACUGCCGUGCACCAGAAGUACUGUCAGGCCAAGUUCAUGGCUGUCGCCUCCAUCCCCCUGCCUGCACUACCACCGGAGCCCCAUGCCUCGCGUCACUCCCCAGCUCACUAG